AUGCUGCUUCGAAGCUGGACAAGCAUCCUUGGCGGGUUUCUCCUGUACUAUGUUAACCUCAUAUAUACCCAUGAUGGGCACGACUAUUCUAAUCAUGAGAAGCGCUCCAUUGACCGUAGGAAAGAGCUUCUGAAGAAAUGGGACCAGGAGUGGAGUUUUUCUGGUGUUUCAACCUUCGCCCAUCUGAAGCAUGUAAAAUGCCUCCUAGAGCCGGAUGAGCACUAUGAUGUCGCUGUACUCGGAGUUCCUUUCGAUACUUCCGUCUCCUUCCGGCCGGGAGCCCGGUUCGGCCCGCGCGCCAUCCGUGCCGCAAAACGCCAGAUGUACGAGGCCUUUCUGGAGCUGGGCACCCGUGAGGCCCCAAACCCUAUUCCGGGCAUUUCGCACGGAAAGCCCAAGAUUGUCACACUGGGCGGUGAUCACAGCAUCACCCUACCGUUUACGGAAAACCGAUCACCGUGUUGCACUUCGAUGCGCACCCUGAUACCUGGAACCCCGUCCGGUACUCGGCGUAUUGGACAUCUGAUCAAUCCCGCUUCAACCACGGUAGCUUUUUUCCACACGGCCAGCCAUGAAGGUUCAUGGUAUGGGCUCUUCAACAGCAACUAUUACUUGGAAAAAGCAAAGAAUCGUGACAUGAAUAGUUGA
Messenger RNA from Histoplasma mississippiense, 648 nucleotides. RefSeq lists its product with no specific name. Gene Ontology annotation, molecular function: metal ion binding; agmatinase activity. NCBI's taxonomy places the organism in Eukaryota, Fungi, Ascomycota, Eurotiomycetes, Onygenales, Ajellomycetaceae. The coding region runs from base 1 to 648 and encodes 215 amino acids. The transcript has 4 exons. The record is from RefSeq and is a predicted model, not a curated record.